AUGGCGACUCUUCUUACUCUAGACGACACUCACCCACCAUCCUCACCCCCCUACAACCCCCUAACCGAACGCCUCAGCACCCCCUUCCCCGCCCGCCUCCUCCUCUCCCUCACAAUCUCCACCUUCGCCGGCUUCACCCUCGGCCUGAGCCAAGGCGGCCUAACUUCCGGCCUCCGCUUCCGCGCCGAAAACGCCCAUCGCUUCCCCUCCACGCAAACGGGAUGGUAUCUCUACCACAAAUCCAAGAACUACCAUAUCGCGCUCGGAGCCGUGCGGGAAGGGUUCCGGAUGGCGGGACGAGUGGCGUUGGGGGCGGGGGUGUUUUUUACGUUUGAGGAGGGAAUUGAUCGGGCGAGGGCGGGGGUGUUGAGGCAGUGGAGGGAGGUUAGGGGGAGGAGGUCAAGUGAGGGGGAGGAGGAUCGAACGAUCGAGAGUUGUAGGGAUUUUGUUAGUACGAUUUUUGCGGGGCUGGGUACGGCGGGCAUGUUCAGUGCGUGGAAUCGGUUUCCCCUGUCUACGGCUGUGAGGACGGCGAAGAAGGCGGUGAGGUAUGGGUUGCUUUUUGGGGUGGUGCAGGAUAUGCUUAGUGUGGCACGGGGGAGGCGGGUGGGGUAUGUGGAAUUUGUUAAGAGUAGAGUCUUUGGGAUGAGAGCUGGGGCUGUGAAGGAGGUGGGGGUUGCUGGGUGA
Molecule: messenger RNA, 687 nt
Organism: Recurvomyces mirabilis
Lineage: Eukaryota; Fungi; Ascomycota; Dothideomycetes; Mycosphaerellales; Teratosphaeriaceae
Exons: 1
Coding region: 1-687 (228 amino acids)
Source: RefSeq, a predicted model, not a curated record